Messenger RNA from Gorilla gorilla gorilla (western lowland gorilla), 3678 nucleotides. It is a transcript of the gene SENP2, whose product is annotated as SUMO specific peptidase 2. NCBI's taxonomy places the organism in Eukaryota, Metazoa, Chordata, Mammalia, Primates, Hominidae. The transcript is spliced from 17 exons. Gene Ontology annotation, cellular component: nucleus. The coding region runs from base 488 to 2419 and encodes 643 amino acids. Gene Ontology annotation, molecular function: deSUMOylase activity. The record is from RefSeq and is a predicted model, not a curated record. Gene Ontology annotation, biological process: protein desumoylation; proteolysis.
GUGAACCCGGGAGGCGGAGGUUGCAGUGAGCCAAGAUCGUGCCACUGCACUCCAGCCUGGGUGACAGAAUGAGACUCUGUCUCAAAAAAAAAAAAAAAAAAAAAAAAAAAAAAGUACCAGAAGAGUUGGUACCUAGAAAGAAAUUAAUCUACAGAGUGGUGAAUUAUGUUGGAUUUUAGGCACAUUAGGCCUAACCCGACACAACGUCCUCUAGGGGCCCUUACCCUUUCCAACAAAUGGCCUAGAAUUCUUUUCUGUCCAGGGGUCAGGAAAAACAAAGUUGAGAAGAAGUUUGUUAACGUUCUCUGAAUGCUUUAAAAGGGGAAAUUUGCAAGACUAAAGAAUGGAUCGGAGGGGAGGUAGGUUUGGAGGAAGAAGGGGGUGGGGCCCUGAAAAGGCUUCUAGGAGCUGCUCUGAGCUGAAAGGGGAUAAGGAUCUUCUUGGAGAACUGGGGCAUCUGAUUGGAACACCUGCGAAAGCUUAAGCGAUGAGGUUGUGCCCCUCUUGCAGUACAAGGCUGCAAAUUAUCCAAGCCAAGGGCAGAAAUCUCAAUGUCCUUGUUACUCCAUAUGGCCUUGGGAUUCUCCCAUGGCCCUCCAGUAAAGAGGUGCUAGGUCCCGGAAAGGCUGUGGCAGUGGUGGGGUUGGGGUUAAGGAUAAUCCCACUCCUUGGCCAGUGGAUGGACAGUCACCCAUGUCUCUACUGUGGACCACAGGACAGCGAAGGCACCAACCGGCAGACAAGUCCCAGCACUCUGUUUUCUACAGUGGACACUGAUGAAAUACCAGCCAAAAGACCAAGAUUAGAUUGCUUUAUUCACCAAGUGAAAAACAGUCUCUACAAUGCUGCCAGCUUAUUUGGAUUCCCAUUCCAGCUGACCACAAAGCCCAUGGUAACUUCUGCUUGUAAUGGAACACGGAAUGUGGCCCCUUCAGGAGAGGUAUUUUCGAACUCUUCAUCUUGUGAACUGACAGGUUCUGGAUCCUGGAACAACAUGCUGAAACUGGGUAAUAAAUCUCCUAAUGGAAUAAGUGACUAUCCAAAGAUCAGAGUGACAGUUACCCGAGAUCAGCCACGCAGAGUCCUGCCUUCCUUUGGUUUUACUUUGAACUCAGAAGGCUAUAAUAGAAGACCAGGUGGCCGUCGCCAUAGCAAAGGUAAUCCAGAGAGUUCUCUAAUGUGGAAACCUCAGGAACAGGCUGUAACAGAGAUGAUUUCUGAAGAGAGUGGCAAGGGUCUGAGGCGUCCCCAUUGUACUGUGGAGGAGGGUGUUCAAAAAGAGGAAAGAGAGAAGUACCGAAAGUUAUUGGAACGACUUAAAGAAAGUGGUCAUGGAAACUCUGUCUGUCCUGUAACUUCAAAUUAUCACAGUUCUCAAAGAAGUCAGAUGGACACAUUAAAGACCAAAGGCUGGGGGGAAGAGCAAAAUCACGGAGUCAAAACAACUCAGUUUGUUCCAAAACAAUAUAGACUUGUUGAAACAAGGGGACCUCUAUGUUCAUUGAGAAGUGAAAAGAGGUGUUCAAAGGGGAAAAUUACUGAUACAGAGAAGAUGGUCGGAAUCAGAUUUGAAAAUGAAAGUAGGAGGGGAUACCAACUGGAGCCUGACCUAUCAGAAGAGGUGUCGGCCCGACUCCGCCUGGGCAGUGGAAGCAAUGGCUUACUCAGGAGGAAAGUGUCAACAAUUGAGACAAAGGAAAAGAAUUGCUCAGGCAAAGAGAGGGACAGAAGAACGGACGAUCUCCUUGAACUUACAGAGGACAUGGAAAAGGAAAUCAGUAAUGCCCUAGGCCAUGGCCCACAGGAUGAAAUCCUAAGUAGUGCUUUCAAAUUGCGAAUUACGCGAGGAGAUAUUCAGACAUUAAAGAACUAUCACUGGCUCAAUGAUGAAGUCAUUAAUUUUUACAUGAAUCUUCUGGUGGAAAGAAAUAAAAAGCAAGGCUAUCCAGCACUUCAUGUAUUCAGUACUUUCUUCUAUCCUAAAUUAAAGUCUGGGGGUUACCAAGCAGUGAAACGAUGGACCAAAGGGGUAAAUCUCUUUGAACAAGAAAUUAUUCUGGUGCCUAUUCAUCGGAAGGUACAUUGGAGCCUGGUGGUGAUUGACCUAAGAAAAAAGUGUCUUAAAUAUCUGGAUUCUAUGGGACAAAAGGGCCACAGGAUCUGUGAGAUUCUCCUUCAGUAUUUACAGGAUGAAAGUAAGACCAAAAGAAAUAUUGAUCUGAAUCUUUUAGAGUGGACCCAUCACAGCAUGAAACCACAUGAGAUUCCUCAACAGCUGAAUGGGAGUGAUUGUGGAAUGUUUACUUGUAAAUAUGCAGAUUAUAUUUCUAGGGACAAACCUAUCACAUUUACUCAGCACCAGAUGCCUCUCUUCCGGAAGAAGAUGGUGUGGGAAAUCCUUCAUCAGCAGUUGCUGUGAGAAAACUUUGCCUGGUCCCUCUAGCUGCUGGUGGUUCUUUCACAGACAUUUCCAUAUACCUCAUGCAUUGUGGGUUAAAAAGUCCCUGCAUCACUUCUGUUCUCACAGGUACUGAGCUGUCAAAAGUGCAUGAAGGCCUCUCACUGUACUCUAGUCCUGACUUGGGGUGCAGAGGGCUGCUUGCAAUCCUGUUUGUAAGGCUGUGCCUGCUCAGAGCUUUGGACUGUUCAACCCACACAAGAACAAACGCUAACUAAUAUUUUUUUUAAGAGAUUCUUUUCCCUAUGAAUGUGGGAAAUGCAGGAUUUAUUCUGUGAAUUGUUUGUUUCUGUGUGUUUGUUCAGCGUAUUCAUUCACUCACUCGUUUGCAAACAUAAUGGGCAGUGGUCAUUUACUGCUGCUCUUUUACAGUUAGCUCUAAAUUACUUGUUUGAACUAUUUAUUUCUGAAAGGAAUGUUACUCAAGCUGCCACUCCCUGCUGAAGAGCAGGAGGGAACUCUCACUGGGGGCAGAAGGAAGUGGAGCUGCAGCAGUAACUGCCAACAUGAAGCUGGAGGGUUUGGGAUUUUUUUUGUUUUUGUUUUUUUGAGGCUCAAAAAAUGCUGGGAGAAAUGAAAAUGCUGUGGGAUAGGGCUCCUGUUGCCUUUCAGAGGAAGUCUGACACUACAGCGUUGGCACAGUGCCGUGAACAGUGGAACUGUGCCCAAGGGACUCUCACUAUCCAAGCAUCUUCCGAAAAGUGUUGUGGUCACCUUAAAGAGACUUUUCCCUUUCUGGAAAUGCGGUGACUUGGCUUAGUCUUCAAACUGGAUUCAUGGAUUUGAAGUAACUGUAAACCCUAAAUCUUCAUUUUCAUCCCAGAUCUGGUUGAGUAUAAACCUCAGAAUUGUAGGGGCUGGCCUGAGCUGUUUAUUUCAAAAGAUACUAUUCAAUUUAAAGCUAUUUUUCCUCAGAGUUUUUGUUUUCUAUAUAUUAAGUCUAAAUUAAGUUUUCUACUCAUUAAGACUAACAUCUCCCCACUCCAUCCCCACUGAAAUUUGUGGAAGAAAAUUUAGUACUUGGCUCUGAGGUUGCCAGUUAUACAAUAAUCUAUUUUGCAUAUGAAAGUUUGUAUUUAACUUUUUUGUUCAUUAAAAACCUUACUGAUGUGGUUAUAACUUCAGACAGUUUAGAGUUGGUCAGAACAUAUUUUGCAAGAUCUAGUGCCUAGUGUUGCUUUUCUGAUGUAAUAAAAGGUGGUCUGGCAGAACCUAAAAAA